Molecule: messenger RNA, 1427 nt
Organism: Nilaparvata lugens (brown planthopper)
Lineage: Eukaryota; Metazoa; Arthropoda; Insecta; Hemiptera; Delphacidae
Product: inhibitory POU protein
Exons: 7
Coding region: 16-1095 (359 amino acids)
Biological process (GO): regulation of transcription by RNA polymerase II
Molecular function (GO): RNA polymerase II cis-regulatory region sequence-specific DNA binding; DNA-binding transcription factor activity, RNA polymerase II-specific
Source: RefSeq, a predicted model, not a curated record
GGAUGGCCGCACAAUAUGAAGAUAGAGGUUAUGAAAACAGAAAGAAGCUGGUUUGAGAAUGAGAGUCGAAUCCUGGAUGAUGCCUCCUCAAUAGUCUGCAACAGUUGGUCUCAAAGACACAAUGUCCGACACAAUAAUGGUGACCUAUUCACAGGCCUAAAUGACGGCCUGCUGAGUAGAGCCGAGGCUCUGGCCGCCGUGGACAUGGGCAAGCACCAGCCGGGGAGUGGGGGAGGACCCACACCCACCCUGCCACAGCUCAAACACGACAUGAUGUACCACCCUGGUAUGGGCGCGCCCCAUCCUGGACCCCCGAACGCCAGACCUCAUCAGAUGAGUCAUCACCACGGCAUGGAAGGCCUAGAGAUGCUUGACCCGAUCUCAUCUUCGGCAAUGACCACCCUGACACCAAUGGGCGACGGUGGCGCAUCCCACGGUCCCCAACUGCACUACGGCCCCGCAAUGAACACCAUGAUGACGUCACACCACCACCACCAUCACCACACGUCACCACUGACCGGCCACGGGCCGCCGGGUCACCACCAUCCGCACGCACCCCACCACCCCACCAUAGUCCAGCAUCCCGACUCGGACACCGACCCGCGCGAACUCGAGGCGUUCGCCGAACGGUUCAAGCAGCGACGCAUCAAGCUGGGCGUCACGCAGGCUGAUGUCGGAAAGAAUCUUUGCUAUGCGCAGGCGCUUGCCAACCUGAAGUUGCCUGGGGUAGGCGCACUGUCGCAGUCGACGAUUUGUCGCUUCGAGUCGCUGACAUUGUCGCACAACAACAUGAUUGCGCUCAAGCCCAUUCUGCAGGCCUGGCUCGAAGAGGCUGAGGCACAGGCCAAGAACAAGCGACGCGACCCGGAUGCGCCCAGCGUCUUGCCUGCUGGCGAGAAAAAACGCAAACGCACCUCAAUAGCGGCGCCGGAAAAACGCUCGCUGGAAGCGUACUUUGCGGUUCAGCCGCGACCGUCGGGCGAGAAAAUCGCGGCGAUCGCCGAAAAACUCGACCUGAAAAAGAACGUGGUGCGCGUCUGGUUCUGCAAUCAGCGUCAAAAACAGAAACGCAUGAAGUUCGCGGCGCAGCACUGACAGAUGACGUUCUCCUAAGUGGAUUUCUAGACUUUUCUCAGCUCUUUGGAGACGAAUUCUGAAGAGUUUUAAGACUCUACACAGUCGGCAGUAUCCUGAGACUCAGGUAAAAUGAGGUGGACUCGUGUGUUGCUGUGUAGUGCUGAACAUUGACCAAGUCAGAAUAUUCUAGUGCUAACUUGACUGUUCAAUUUUUGUUUUUGGAGUUUUGCCAUUAAUGUUUUCCCUCAUUCUGGUGAGAAAAUUUUCAGAAUGAAACAUAUUUUCAUUCUGAAAAUUUAUAUACGGAGCAUCUACUAACGCCAUCUUAUACUUCAAACUAGAAAGUGUGA